This is a messenger RNA of Paramecium pentaurelia, 339 nucleotides long. The record is from the annotation of a GenBank genome assembly. Lineage: Eukaryota; Ciliophora; Oligohymenophorea; Peniculida; Parameciidae.
AUGCUGUCAUAACAAUUUUGUUAAAAUAAAUAAGUUCCAGGAAAAGUAAAUAUGAUUACUAUAUUUUAGUAAUUCAAUAUUUUAAAUGUAGGCUAAAUUACUUAUAUUAAUUUAGAAAGAGAUUUUAAAUAAUCAUGGAAGAAAAAGAAUAGAAUAAUCUAUGAAGUCAAGUGUAUCUAGUAUAUCGAAUAGUACGAGAUUGUUAAUUUAAAAACAAAAUUAUAGAUUGCUUUAGGUUUUGUUUAAAGGAAGGGAGAGCUUAUAUAUAGAGUAGUUUAAAAACCAUCUAUAUUUGAGGAGACUAUGGGAACUAAAAUCAUUAAAUUUAGUGCAUAAUGA